This is a messenger RNA of Trichogramma pretiosum, 756 nucleotides long. RefSeq lists its product as uncharacterized. The coding region runs from base 1 to 756 and encodes 251 amino acids. The transcript is spliced from 3 exons. Lineage: Eukaryota; Metazoa; Arthropoda; Insecta; Hymenoptera; Trichogrammatidae. The record is from RefSeq and is a predicted model, not a curated record.
AUGGAUUCUUUUGAAAAAGAAUAUCCAGAUUUGGCAGAUGUUUGCAAACACUUUUGGGAUUGCGGAAUAGAGUCAGAGCAAUUUUACACAGUUGAAAUUUCAAAUAUUGAGUCACUUUUAAAGCCUUUCUCAAUAAGUAAAAAAAAUUCAUUUAUCUCAUCUUAUUUUUUUGAGAAAAAUUUACAUUUGGAUAGAAAUAGUGAAUCCUCUUCAAAUACUAACAAUAAUAUUAUAAAUAAUAAGAGACCACAUUCACCAGAAGAUACUAUUGUAGCAGAAAUUGAUAAUCCCUGUAAGCGAUCAAAUUUAGAAACACCAGUGGAAGGUUUUAAUUUUUUUUUCCAUCUCUAUAGAUUAUUUUUAAUUUUUGUUGUUGAUCUGAUUAAAGUAUGUAUUACAGAACCAUUUACUUUUAAAAAAAAUGAAAUUUAUUAUUUAAUUGAGGGCAGUGACCAAGGGAAUUUUAUUUUGAGAAAAUAUGAAAAAUUUGGAAAAGUCGACUUUUCUAAAGUUAUUCCCAUUGUUAUAUACAGAUACAUUAAUAAAGACCCUCUGUUUUAUAUAAUAACUACUCCUGUUUUCGUGUGGUUGCGUGAUCAACUGGCUGAAGUUUUCCCAACCACUGAAAAAGAUUUGUGGUACAUAGAACACGCCAAAAGCACCAGCACCACCUUGGAAGUAUCUGAGGGAGGAAAAUUGUAUUGGUCCUAUAAAGAAGUUAGAAGAAAGUAUCGAAAAGUAGGAANCAAUCAUUGA